This is a messenger RNA of Gopherus flavomarginatus (Mexican gopher tortoise), 9580 nucleotides long. It is a transcript of the gene PAQR9, whose product is annotated as progestin and adipoQ receptor family member 9. The record is from RefSeq and is a predicted model, not a curated record. Gene Ontology annotation, molecular function: signaling receptor activity. Lineage: Eukaryota; Metazoa; Chordata; Testudines; Testudinidae. Gene Ontology annotation, cellular component: membrane.
AUGAGUGAUGCUGGCGGGGGGCGGAGGAGGAGAAGCAGAAAUCCACUGCAAUUCCUCCUCCGGCGGCAGCGGGGAAAGCGGCUUUUCCUUCGCCGGAUCACAUCGCCAGCCCCGCUCCGGCUCCGGCUCCGGGGCCCCAAAGGCGCCCUCUCCUGCCCCCACCGCCACCCCCGCAGAGGAGCAGCGCCGCGGCGGGCCGAGGGGGCUGGGGAGGGGGGCAGCAUGCCUGGAGGCCGGGCAGCAAAGGACCAGGCGCCUCCCCCUCCUCCCUCUGCCCCCCUGCUGCGCUGGGACGAGGUGCCCGAUGACUUCGUGGAGUGCUUCAUCCUGUCGGGCUACCGGCGGCUGCACUGCAGCGCCCAGGAGUGCCUGGCCUCGGUGCUGCAGCCCACCAACGAGACGCUCAACUUCUGGACCCACUUCAUCCCCCUGCUGCUCUUCCUGAGCAAGUUCUGCCGGCUCUUCUUCCUGAGCGGGGCCGGCGAGCUGCCCUUCCACCACCCGCUCCUGCUGCCCCUCUGGUGCUACGCCUCGGGCGUCCUGCUCACGUUUGCCAUGAGCUGCACGGCCCAUGUGUUCAGCUGCCUCUCGCUGCGCCUGCGCGCCGCCUUCUUCUACCUGGACUACGCCUCCAUCAGCUACUACGGCUUCGCCAGCACCGUGGCUUAUUCCUACUACCUGCUGCCCGGCCUGCGCCUGCUGGACGCGCGGGCCAUGAGCCGCUACCUGCAGCAGCGCCUGGGCUGGCAGCUGGACUGCAGCCUCCCCAUCGCCCUCUACAGCGCCCUGGUGCUGCCGGUGGCCUUCGUGCUGGCCGUCACCUGCACCGUGGCGUGCUGCAAGAGCCGCUCCGAGUGGUGCGCCUACCCCUUCGCCAUCCGGACCUUCGUCUUCGCCAUGCCCCUCAGCAUGGCCUGCCCCAUCAUGCUGGAGAGCUUCCUCUUCGACCUGCGCGGGCAGAACCCCACCCUCUUCAUCUACUUCUACAGGCGCUACUUCUGGCUCCUGGUGGCCGCCUUCUUCAACAUCAGCAAGAUCCCCGAGAGGAUCCAGCCGGGGUUGUUUGACAUCAUCGGGCAUAGCCACCAACUCUUCCACAUCUUCACCUUCCUCAGCAUCUAUGACCAGAUGUACUAUCUAGAAGAAGGGCUGCUGCAGUUCCUCAAAUCCCCACCUGCCUCCCCUACCUUCCUAGGCACCAUCGGAUAUAUGCUGCUCUUAAUGCUUUGCCUGGGAAUGGUCAUAAGGAAAUUUUUGAACGUUGCAGAUCUCUGCAAACAGGACUAGGCGGCCAGGUAUAUUUAUUCCUAUUUUGAUUCCUGUUCCUAUUCUUUUUAGAAGAUGCUGCAAAAUUUAAGUUAAAGGUACAAAGGAACCUGGUACCUUUCUAUUGAAAGUGGUUGUUUCCUCUUGUCAAUCACUGAACUGCUAGAAUACUACUAUUACUUUUAAAACUACUAGGUUCCCAAGGGAAGAAAUCAAGCACUAUUGUUUAUAACUAUUCCUACAUUGUUGUUUAGGACACAAGGUGAAACCACUUAGUAUUACUGUUAAAUCUGCUAGAAAAAAAUGCAUGAACUGUGAAAGCCCCUUUACUAACUCCAGACUGUUGAGGAGGUUGUUUAGGACAAGGUGAAACCAUUUAGCACUACUGUUAAAUCUGCUAGAAAAAAGAAUGCAUGAACUGUGAAGGCCCCUUUACUAACUCUAGACCAUUUAGGAGAUUAUUUAAAUCAGCAAUAUAUGCACCUGCACCAGGAUUAUACACACAGAUUUUUAAUCAAGUCCAGUGUGGAAUUCCCUAGCAGAUUAUGCACUGAAGUUGUUCUUCUGUGCUACUGUAAUAGCCCUUUGAGGUCACAGGCAGUGGAACUGGAUUUUAAAUGCAAACAAGCUGACUGCUGUCCAUAGUCCCUCGCCCUCCCCAGUGUUGUGUUAUAGCCAUUGUGGCAACUAAGCUACAGUUAAGAUUUUAGAGAGAAAGAUAAAAAACAACUGCAAACUAUUAGGGAGCUAUAAUUUGAUCAAGGAAUUUUGUUCAUAUUCUGCGACUGAAGCUUGAAUGGUUGGUAUUGUCAUUCCAAGGCAAAACAGAAAUACAGAGCCAGAUUCUUCACCGGUGUAAAUUGUCACAAUUCCACUGAAGCCAUUGUACCAGCAGAGGAUCAAGCCCAGAGAACCAAAACCUAAUUCCCUACUCACACAAAGCUCCCAUUGACAUCAAUAGGAGGUUUGUGGAGCGGAGAACAUGAUUUCACCCAAAGGCCCUAAUCCAACAUCUGAUUUAUUUUUUAAAGUUAUGAAGUAUAUUGACCUGAUUUCUGCUUCUCCUCUUCUUCUGCUCUUUAGUUACUUGGGGCCAGAUUCUGUCACCUUUAGAUUACUGUAGAAUAAGAUACUACUGAAUGUGCAUAGGAACUACUGAACGACUUAUAGGAGGCAGAAUCGGGCUCUAGAUAAGUACUCAGUUUUAUAUUUUGACAUCCUUCCCCUGCUGCUUCAUAAUUCCAUUUACCUCUGUGACAGAUGGACAUUUUAAAGCCCUACCUAAGUGGCUGUGCUGUGGAUGUUUCAUAGGACAGAAGUUUUAGUUGGGUGACUCUUCCAGUUUAUAGGUUAACAACACCAUACCCAUGAACAGAUUUUUUAAAAAAUACAAAUGUGCAGUGUCUUUGCACAGUAACCUAGGUAUUAUCAGCAAAGAGAUGACUUAAUUAUUAACAACAUACUACUGAUACGAAUAAAGGUUUUGUAGAUUAUAAAUGGACUGGGUUUUUAACAGAAAUAUUUUAAAGUUAUAUGACUGGACAAACAACAAGCAUGCAAUAAUAUAAUACAAGGAAAUUACGGUCAAAGUUCAGGUGGCAAACUACUUGUUAUGCUCCAUUUUUAAAAUGUAUGAUGUUGCUCCUUACUGGAACUCUAGUCUUAUAUUGCACAAUAACUUAAUUAUUUUUUAUACAGGGCAGAUUCAUCUCUACCUGUGGAAAUACGUUUCUGCCUAUAAAUUUGUUUUCAGAUAUGAUGCAUCAAGCCUCAAUUAAGUAUUUGGGGCCCAAUCUUGUAGUCCUGAUUUAGGAAAAAACUCCCAUUGUCAUCAAUGGGUGUUGUGGUUGAGUUGGGAUUGCAGGAUCAGGCCCUUAAUUUGAGGUUGGAGUCUUCACACAAACAUGAUUUUGAAGGCUGAAUGCAUCAGUGACUGUCAUAUAUAGAGGAAGCUCCUGUGAUGGUUCUCAAGGUAUCCAGAACAGAGUCACCUUGUUAUCCUCCUGCCUCCAGAGAGAGGGAAACUUGCUUGUGCUUAACUGGGUGUCAGUUCCUUGACACUACCAGCCUGUUAGCCACACAAGCACUUUCUUCUGGGCAAUCCCAGUCCUUACUUUAACUUGCAGGUUAACAAUAGGUGCAGCCCAGUCCCCAGACCCUUUGAAGUGUUCUCUUGUAAUGUCCAACCACUUAUCCACUAAACUCUCACAGAAAUACCAGGUCUUCUGUCCCAAAGAGAACAGUGUACACACCAGUUUAUAUGAUUCAACACAGGAUCAACACCUUGCUUAAUACCACAGCACUGAGAUAUAUUUAUAGUGAAAAACAACUAUAAGUUUAUUAUCAAAGAUUCAAGAGAUAGUGAGUAAGGGUAAUGGAAACACAAAGGUUACAUAUAAAACAAAAUCGUAACACUUUCUAGAAACUAAACUCAACUACUGUGUUAGCCUCCUUGUCAAAUGAAGUUUCUGACCCAAAGCCUUUUUCAACAUCUUCAAUGAAGGCUGGUUGUGAUCCCAUUUUCAUUAAUGUAAACACACUGCCCAUUUACUGCCUAAAUGCAGGAUGGUGGGGUACGUACACUGUUCCCCAAAUACGGUCCAUCAAACCUUUGAAGUAUAUCUGAAGAUUAGUUUCUCUUCCCCCUGCUGUGUUUCUGUUAGUUUCUUCCUGAAAUCCUUAUAGUCCUUCAUCUACAUUCAUCUUAGAUAGGUGAUGGAAGACCCACUGUGAAUGAGACCAUACUUAAUUUACAUUUCAACAGAGAAUACGUAAAUAAAUAUCCCUUGUCUUACAGGAAACCUGUAUCCACCCUUGCUGUGAUACAGACUCUAAGAACAUAUUUUCAGUAUACAUGCAGAACUGCUUACAUAUUAUUUGUACAUACAUUUCACAACAAUGACAAUGAGUAGUGUGACCUAGCUUUUCGUUUAAGACCUCACGUAACAUUCUUUGGUGAACCAGAAUGUACAUACCAGAAUCAGGAUAAUAUUGUAAACCCCACCCCCGCCUUGCCAGUUGGCAUUGAGGAGGUCUUGGGUCACUCCGAACACCACCACUCUCAUAACACAGAGAAAUUUUCAAAGACACAAAAAGCCUUUAGAUGCUCCACUUCCACUGAAAGUCAAUGGAAGUGGAGCAUUUAAUCUCCCAUUUAUGCCUUUGCACAUAUUCCCCAGAAAGCUUAUCACUAGAGUCCUUUAUGCCUGAGCAGAAGUAGGUGUUUCCAGCGUGACUAUCAUUAAGAAGCCUUGGUCCAAUGACUUCUCCCACUCUUUUCAGAUAGGACUCAGUUGGCAGUCUUUGUGCACCCAAAAUUUUCAUUGAGUUCAGAGAGAGUUUCAGUCUGGCAAGGAAGAUUACGCCUCUCUUGAGUUAGGGCUGCUUGAAUCCGUAGAUAAAUUCUCCUCUUCACUGUCUACUUCUGGGGUUGUUUAAGGCAGAGAAUGCAUCCUUCCCUAUUCCAUAACAUUAAUCUGGUGAUUAUUGAGGCAUGUUGGAGCCCAAUGAGAUGGAUGACCCAAGAGGUGGAUAAUAGAAGGAAAAGGUGGCCCACUUCACCUUCUUUCCCUACAUAUUUUUUACAGUUUUGUAAUUUUGGUUUUAUCAAGCUACAGUAUUUAAUAGGAUAUGGCCCAACACAAAUAUAUCGCAUUCAUUCUUUUUCAGCGAUGGGGCUGCUAACACAUGACUUGUGGAAGAGCCACUUGUGGAGUCAUGAAGCAUGUGACUAAACUGUGUAAAUCCGUGGCUCCCAAAUGUGAUCCAUGAGUAUUUAUUGAUGGUUUGUAGCGAGCAGGCUGGUCCCAUGUGCCUGUCUCCUCGUUUCCAGCUGCUAAACUGAAGUAAAAGAUGCUAAAACGACAUUAAACACUUUCCUGAUAUUACUUAUCCAUGUAAAUGAUUAUAUUUGCCGCAGUGGUGUUACUCAAUUGCCAGUAAUAUAGGAGGUGGUCUGCACAGUAGUCAGUAGGAGGGGAGAUUGUCUCAAGGACCAAUCUCUCCAUUAAGAUGUGGUUCACACUAAAAAGUUUUGAAAAUCCUUUAGAUAAACAUAGGGGCGGCUCUAUAUAUUUUGCUGCCCCAAGCAUGGCAGUCAGGCAGCUUUCGGUGGCAUGCCUGUGAGAGGUCCGCUGGUAAUGCGGAUUGGGCAGCAUGCCUGCGGGAGGUCUGCCGGUCCUGCGCCUUUGGCGUACCCUCCGCCGAAUUGCUGCCGAAACUGCAGGACUGGUGGACCUCCCACAGACAUGCUGCCGAAGACAGCCUGACGGCCAUCCUCACAGCAACCUGCAGGCUGUCCCGCGCGGUUUGCCACCCCAGGUACUGAUUGGUGCCUGGAGCCAUCCCUGGAUAAACAAAUACAGAGUCAGCUCCUGCAGCUGCACCAUGUUCCAAACUCCCUGACUUCCAAGGGAGUUCUGAGUGUGGAGCCACUGCAGGAUCUGACCCAUGACACUGUUCGAACAUCUACAUAUAUUAUGCCCAUAUACAUUGAGUUUGAAACUAAUGUGUUAAGAAUAAAGUUGGUGUUUCAGGUGGGAUGCACCCACGUUAAAAGAAGGCAUUUUUAGUGGUUUAGAUGGCUCAUCCAAGCUUCAAAAUAAAUUAUUUCUUUUAAAGAUUUUUUAAAGAGAUGACAUUAGAGCAUCCAACCAGCAAUUAAGAAAUGUAGGAGAAAUCAGAAAGGCCAGGAAGAACAGCUCUCAGUGCUAAGAGACAGCUCAGAAACAGCUGAGAGUAGAAGCCAAAUGUAGAGAACUUCUUUAAACCGUAUUACAUAAUGAGUUUUAUUUGUGCUUGUCAGUAACAAUGUAGAGGGCAUCUUGAGAAGCAAUGUCAGAAAGGCCAUGGCUAACUUGUAAAAAUACAUUUGAUAUUUGCAGUUAGGCCACAUGAGACCAUCUAUAUAUAUCCCAAUUACAGACAACAGUAUAUGGGGUUGGAUUAUCUAUAGUUGCAAGUAUAACUGGAAUCUUAUUUCCAUUCAUAAAUAGUGGCUGUAAAACCGCCCUGAUAUACAGAUUAGUGCUCAAUAAGGUACCACUAGGUAAUAUUCAGGACAUUGCUUCAUUCUGAACAUUUGUAUUUUAGCAAAGUUUUGAGGUGUAUUUAACAUUGAAGCCCAUCUGUAGAAUGAUUUAUGAAUGCUGAUUGCAAGUGCAACUUUCUGAAUUACUGUAUUGUCAAUGCACUGGAUGUAUGAAAGGGUGAAUGAGUACAGCUAGGUCUGCCUAGGUUUCCAGAAUUGUAAUUAAUAUUUUUUGUUUUAAAUGCAGAUUAAUAUUAAAUGCUUACAAUGAUAAUUGCCACAUUUCUCUGCAGAGUUUCUAGGGAGCUGGUACUUGAAUGUCUAUAUUUAUUUGUUGAAGGGAACAUAUGUGAAUAACACAAUCUGAUAUAUUUGAUGGCCAGUUUUUAAUGAAUAUGAGUUAGGGAAGCCAGAAAUGGGACAAGCCACCCUCAGUUAUGGGACCCAUUUCUGCUCUCAUUGAAGUGAAUGGCAAAACUCCUGUUGGCUUAAGUGGGGUUUGGAACCAUUCCUUGGCUUGCAAGCAUACUGAAGAGAAUUCAGUUCAUCCACAAUCAUGUCCAGAGCUUAGACAGCAGGUCUGCUCUCUAAUAGCUAUGAGCUUGAAGGGUAUUUAAGGGGACAGAUCUUGCAGGGCAUUUUAUAGGCACCUGCCAGAAAACACACACCUAGCAUAGAGAGCGGAGAGUAAAAUAUUUCUGCUCCAAUCCUGAAAAGCGGGUACUUCUCAGACCUUCUGUGAAAGGAGUCAUGGAGGGAUGGGGUCUAGGGUUCAGAAGCGUGACCUGUGCUUUCUAUUUACUUUUCCUUUCUUGGCCCAGCAAUGGUCUUCAUCCUUACACACUUGUGCAGGUGUGCACAGACCACGUGUGGGGCUGCUGCUACACAGAAUGUUGGUGCAUGACAUUAUUUUGUAAUGAAUGUAUGCCCAGAACUGUAGCCUAUAUAUUGACAUGCCCUUGAGGAAUGACAAGCUUCUCAGCUACAUGUAGCAUGUGAACUAGAGUAGAAAUUACUCCUGUGAGUUACACAGCUGGCCUGUAGAAACUGUCCUAUAGUGCUAUGGCAAUACUGGAAUUCUUCACGUGGGAAGCUUGGUGUAUCCAUUUGAAUGUUAGAAUCUAGAAUGUCAAGCCAGCUCACAGCUGUUUCACAGCAAGGCUAGCAUCUGAGCUCUGGAAACAAGGUGAAAGGUUAUGGAUGCACACAGUUCUAAUCUGCAUGCCAGGGGAGAGAUUUGGCAGUUAGAACUAGAAUCAUUAUUAUGUUUUCUCAUGUGAGAGUUGAUUAUUUGUUUAAAGUUUCCUGCUCAUUGUGUCUGUGCUGAAUUCAGCCUCAUUUAUCAUGUUUAUGUCAACAGUACCCAAUGAAAGUGUGAGUCUGACAGUUUGCUUCCAUUGCAGUACAAUAUUCCAGGCAGUGCAAUUGUAAGGAAUUACUGCACUUCAUGACUGGUUAAAGUCAUUGGGUUGACAUCCACAUGCCUUAUAGCACCAUAUAAUGCAUAGAGUAAGAACCCAGAUAUCCACAGCAUAUCUUAUUGCCCAUAACAGUCAACAUGAUCAAGUGGUCUGAACAGAGGCCUGAGAACCAGGAGCUCCUGCCUUCUGACCCUAUCUCUGCUACUACAUGGUCUGUGACCUUGGGCAAGUUAUUUAAACUUUCUGGGGCAAAUUCCUGUAAGUCAGUGGAAACACACCAGGGAUGAAUUUGGCCCUCUCUCUCAGUUUCCCCAUCUGUAAAAUGGGAAUAAUAAACCUUACCUACCUCACAGGAGUGUUCUGAGGAUUAGCUAAUGUUUGUAAAAUGCUUAUAAAAUGCAAAGAACUUUGUAGGUGCUAAGUAAUAUUCAUUGACCUUCGGCACAAGAAAUGUCAUAUUCGAACGGGCUUGUAAUCGCCCUGAGAAAGGACAAUGGCUCUUUCUAAAAUCAGAAACUCCUGGACAAACAAGUGGACAGUGUACCCUGUCUAUACUCCUCAUAGUCCUACCUCCAGAAGAGUUUGAUUCUGCUCUCUUUGAGAUCAAUGGCAAAACUCCCACUGACUUCAGUGGGGGUCUCAGAAGGCCUCAAAUGAACAGUACACCUUUUUACAACCCAACUACAUGCAAAGGAGUCAGUGGAGAAGCAGGGAGGAAAGCAAAAGAGGUUUGCCUUUCUUUCAUAAAUGCUGCCUAGUGAUUCAUUUGUACAGAGCAGCCAUUUAACACUCAUGAGUCCUGGUUGUUCAUUUGGGGCUUGAUCCUUUUCCCAAUUAUUGUGAUGACAAUGGUAAAAGAUUUCCAUUGGUGUAAAUGGGAGUAGGAUCUGGCCUCAAAUGCCCUCAUGGCCUUUGUGCUCCGCUAACUCUUAUCUCAGUGAUAAAGACCUGCUGCACCAGUCCUCAUUAAAUAAGUAAUAUUUAGGGAAGAGUAAACUUUGUUUAUUUUUUGCUUCUGUCUAACAUACAUGCACCCCAGUGACUUCAGCCAACUCAGGCCUUGCCCUGUACAUGCAUCAAAACUGAACGUAACGCAUCUGAUCCUUCUCUUCAUCCAUUUUGCCCUUCUUUCUAGAAAUCCUCUAUGAAUCAUAGCUACAAGGAGCACAGCUGCAUAACUUUUAAGGCACAAUUUAAAGCUAAGGGUAUGAAAUAUGGGGCACCAUCCUUUAUAUACUCAGGUGAGAUGUAAGAAAAUAAGAAGGUUUUACAUGGAUCAAAAAAUACAGGCCUCCUUUCAAUAUAUUUAUUUCUGUUGGAGCAGAAAAGCAACAUUAUUUCUUCCCUUCACAGUUUGCUAAAGUAGGGCCUACUCUGCUCCACUGAAAUCAAUGGCAAUUUAGCAAUUGACUCAAAUGAGAGCAAGUUUAUGCCCAUAAUUAUUUAAGAGGAAAGACCACCAGUAGACUUCCAGUUCCCUGGGAGCUUCUUCAUGGCUGGCUAUAUUCAAAUCUUAAGGAGCCUCCUAUUGAGCAUUCCUGCUGCAGGUGAAUGCCUUAAGGCUUGCAGUUGCAAAUGGGAGUCAAUACUAUGGAGAGGCAUAAAGAAAAUACAGCAACAGUUGCAUCUUUUUAUCAGCUAUUGAUUCAAGCACAUUUCAGUAUAUCUUGUUUAAGGGUCUCUGCAUGCAACUGAAUAAAACAGUAUGAAUCUUCGUUUCAAUUUGAUUGUGUUUGUUUUUUGAGGAAUUUGCUCUCUGUAAAGUCUUGGAUGCUGACUACUGUAUACAUAAUUACUAUGCACUUUUAGCAAAAAAAGUGUAAGCUAUAAAUAAAGUUGUUUCUGAACUCCUUGUAGAAAGGCA